AUUCUUUUGGCAUCCCUCUUUUUCAUAAAGAUAGGCCAAUGAGGGUAUCAGAUACAGCAAAAACACAAUGAAGACAAAACAAGAAAAACUUAGAUUUUUCCCCCAUGGUUUCCGAAAUACCUCCCAACCCUCCUUACCUACCACAUCGUCGAUAACAUCAAAAGCUAUCCUUCUCCUCGUUUUAUCCGCUUGCUCCCUAUAUCUUCACCUCUAUGCCACACCAUCCAAUUCCCCCCUUUCACUUCACAUUUACCACCGUUCCAAGCUACUUACCUGUCUAGUUCAUGGGUUCCAUUUCCCCUCUACCUUCUCCUCCCUCCAUACCCGAAAAUCCAUUCACGAAUUAUAGGAUCUAUACUUGCUUUUGUUCUAAUGAUUUAUUGGCAACCACAAACAUGUCCAAUUGGAUAGAAUGUUACGACCCUUCAAACAACUCUUGGCAUCGAGUUGACAGGAUUCCUGAACUACGUGAGAACCAUGUGCGGAAGGGUUUUUCCAUGGCCUCAAUUGGUGACUCAAUCUACAUUAUCGGGGGCAGGCUUUGUCGCAAGGCUCCAGGCCCUGACUCUGACGAAAUUGUUGAGGGUGAUCGUGAGGUCCUCUCAUCUGUCAUACGCUAUGAUAUUCGCAAUGGCGCGUGGUCCAAGUGUGAGCCACUUGGCACCCCGCGGUUCGAUUUCGCGUGCACCGUGUGCGACGAUAAAAUCUACGUGGCAGGUGGGCAGUGCACAUUAGGCAUCGCACGUGGCACCUCAUCGGCUGAGGUGUACGACCCGGCACUUGACGAGUGGAAACCACUGCCUAACAUGAGCGUGCUGAGAUACAAAUCAGUUGGGGUGACAUGGCAGGGGAAAAUCUACGUGGUAGGAGGGUUUGCUGAGAAGGCGGAUUUGGAUAAGUUGCCAUGGAACACGAUUGGGAGAUGUUCGGCUGAGGUGUACGACUCGGAUAAUGCCAAGUGGGAACUUGUGAUGGGAAUGUGGCAAUUGGACGUGCCACCUAAUCAGAUAGUGGCGGUUGAUGAAAAGCUUUAUAGCUCGGGGGAUUGUCUGAAUGCUUGGAAAGGUCACAUAGAGGCUUAUGAUGGGAAAUUAUGGAAUGAGGUUGAUGGGUCACACUUGGAAACAUUGUCUUCUCCAAUUUCCAUUUCAGCCGCAAAUUGGCCUCCCAUCAAACGGCUUUACAUUACCAUGGCACCCGUCGGGACACACUUGUUCUUCUUGGCAGGAUACAGGAAGCCAGGGGAGCUCUGCAGGGUGGUGUCGGUUGUCCACGUGUUCAACACAUCAGCGAACAGGGAUCCAUGGAGGAGUCUGGAGCCCAUGGAAGAGGAAGGAGAAAAGGAGCUUUGUAGUCAUGGAUGCGUUGUUAGUCUUGGACACAACAACUCAUAGGCAUACAAUAUCCUUUGCCAAAAUGUAUUCCUCGUUUAAAGCAAUCACUCAUACUUGAAUCUUAAGAGUUGAAAUUUUUGGAUUUUUCUCUGUCUAUUAUCAGAAUUUUUAUUUUUAAAUUUUACUGUCAGUUGUGAAUGAAAUUUACUACAAAACAACGUCUCUCUUUUUUUAAAAAAAAAAUAG
Molecule: messenger RNA, 1580 nt
Organism: Theobroma cacao (cacao)
Lineage: Eukaryota; Viridiplantae; Streptophyta; Magnoliopsida; Malvales; Malvaceae
Product: F-box/kelch-repeat protein SKIP30-like
Molecular function (GO): protein binding
Source: RefSeq, a predicted model, not a curated record